Molecule: messenger RNA, 2773 nt
Organism: Astyanax mexicanus (Mexican tetra)
Lineage: Eukaryota; Metazoa; Chordata; Actinopteri; Characiformes; Acestrorhamphidae
Product: gastrula zinc finger protein XlCGF17.1
Exons: 3
Coding region: 275-1615 (446 amino acids)
Biological process (GO): negative regulation of transcription by RNA polymerase II; regulation of immune system process; regulation of cytokine production
Source: RefSeq, a predicted model, not a curated record
GUAUAGUUGGGGGUUUAGAGGGUAUAGUAGUAGGAGGAGAAGCACGGAGCUGCUGGAUGGAGAGAAACAGGAGCAGAACUGAUGAAGGACCUGAAGAUAGAAGACCCUUAUUUCCGCGUAACCAAUAGAAACCUCACGCUUUUACUGGAAACCAUUAAAAGAUUACCUGAAACAAUGGAGAAAUGGAAGUGAUGCCCUGAUGCAAGCCACCUCCUGAUGCUAGUGUUAAACUUCACAAACUUCUCAACGUUUUAAUUGUUCAGUCUUCACAAACAUGUCUGAAGGUGAACAAAGCCAAAUACUGGAGAGUUCCAGCAGCGAGAUCAGAUCAGAUUACCACUGUUCAGACUGUGGGAAGAGUUUUACCCUGAAGGAUUAUUAUGAAAUGCACCAGUGCGUUAAAAAUGGAGAGCAACCGUAUCAAUUCUCUGAGUUCGGGGAAAGUUUUACAGAACAGGAUCAUCUCCAACAAUUCCAGCACCUUAUGCAUCAGUGCCCGGAGUGCGGGAUGAGUUUUAGACAACAGCGUGAUCUCGAACGACACCAGCGAAUUCAUACCGGAGAGAGGCCAUAUCCGUGUUUAGAGUGCGGAAAGAGUUUUACCUUACCGAACGAUCUCCAACGACACCAGCGUAUUCACACCGAAGAAAAGCCAUAUCUCUGCUCAGAGUGCGGGAAAACCUUUAGGGAGGGUGGUGCCCUCAGUAGGCACCAACGUAUUCAUACUGGAGAGAAACCGUAUCAGUGUCCAGACUGCGGUAUGAGUUUUACUUUAAAGGGUAAUCUCCAAGCCCACCAAAGGAUUCAUUCGGAAGAAAAGCCGUAUAUCUGCACAGAGUGUGGGAAAACGUUUAGGCAGGGUGGUGACCUCCGAAGGCACCAUCGCAUUCACACCGGAGAGAAACCGUAUCAGUGCUUAGAGUGUGGAAAGAGCUUUAAUUUACAGAGUCAUCUCAAAACCCACCAGAGAAUUCACACUGAAGAAAGACCGUACGCCUGCUCAGAGUGCGAGAAAUCAUUCAGACUGCUUGGUGCUCUCAAGAGGCACCAACGUAUUCACACCGGAGAGAAACCGUAUCAAUGCCCGGAGUGUGGAAAGAGCUUUAAUAUACUGAGUAAUUUCCAAUCACACCUUCGCAUUCACACUAAAGAAAAGCCGUACGCCUGUCCGGAGUGCGGGAAAACCUUUAGGGAUGCUGGGAACUUCAGAAGGCAUCAACUCCUUCAUACUGGAGAGAGGCCAUAUCAGUGCUUAGAAUGUGGUAAAAGCUUCAGUCAACAGAGUAAUCUCCAGGCUCACCAGCGUCUUCACACCGGAGAGAAACCGUACCAGUGCACCGAGUGCGGGAAGAGCUUCGCCCAGCAUAGCAAUCUGCAAGAACAUCUGCGGAUUCAUACCGGAGAGAUGCCAUAUUACUGUGCAGAGUGUGGGAAAAACUUCAGACAUUCGAACUCUUUAAGGAUUCACAAAUGUACGAAGAAAGAGGCGGGACCAAAACUAAACGAUGGGGACAGAAUCGCAACGGGGGAGGAGUUUUUAGUUACUAGAGAAAUCUACAAACAGGAGCCGGAGGAAUCAGAGACGGACGGCGUGGCAGAAAUUAGCGUUGACUAAUUGACUUAGUGAACAGAAAAAUAAUCGAGUAUCUGACUACCAAAAUAAUCACGUAGUUGCAUCCCAAAUCGUGUAGCAGAUGAUACAUGAUCAUGCAAUGAACAAUGUGGUCUGCUAAUGCCAGGUUCUCACUACACGACUUUUUGAGUCCUCGGUCAUUGUGCUGUUAACUGUACAUGAUUGGUUGUGCUGUAAUUGUGAGUCCUUCAGUUGUUGAGACUCUCACACUAAAUGACUGAUCAGCGAAACGGAGUCACAAAUAACACAAUUUCUCACGUGGUAAACCUCCGACUCACCUGGCUGCUCUCCAGAAACACGUUUCGUCACGAGAACUCACCUGAACUAAACACACGAAUACUAGCAAUGCCAAACCAGAGAAUCUCUAUAGAGGAGAAUACGCACUUAAAGUGAGUCCAACAUGAGUUCAUAUGAAGCAACUGAGUAAAAUCAGAGUUUAUAAAUAUCUGAUCAGCUGAUGUCCUAAUGUCCUCGACACAGAAUAACUAUAUCAAAUGUUUCAAUAAUGCAGACCUCAUUUCUUAUCAUUUUGAACUCCAGUUAAAAACCUUUUAAACAUGCUCUGCCUGUAUCUCCAGCAUCAGCUCAUUAAACAACCAAUCAGCUCACCGUAGCAGUAAUGCUAAAGAUUUACAGUUUAAAACCUUUUCUGUUUUCUGUAGAUAAACUGAAAUAUACUAGUUUGAUUUCUUUGCUUUUUUUUUACUAAAAUACAUUAGUCUACUUUCUAAAAUUAAUUAAAGUUUUUAGCUUUUAGCUUCAUUCCCCCCUAUUUAUAGAGGACUCACUCUCAGCUCCCUCAAUUUAACAGUAAUUUACUGAUAUAUCAGGGGGAAUGGUAGGGUAGUCAGACUCACUAUAAACAGCUCUGGUGUGUUUUGGACCCGUGGUUCUCUUUCUGUGAUCUCAUUGGCUGUAUGUAGCCGCUUCUCCUGACUCCCAGUCCACGACUGAGUCAGAUAUAAAACUGGUCGGCAAUCAGUGAAAAACUUUCGGCAACUGAAAAACUGGCCCAAAAUCGUGUAUUGUGAACCUGGCAUUACGGUUAUUAAACUUAAGUGUUUCUACACUUAUAGUUGUAACUAUACUUUUGCUCCGGUCUAAAUCACUUAAAGAUUUAGUAAACUUGCAAUUUCCCUU